Messenger RNA from Procambarus clarkii (red swamp crayfish), 981 nucleotides. Lineage: Eukaryota; Metazoa; Arthropoda; Malacostraca; Decapoda; Cambaridae. The record is from RefSeq and is a predicted model, not a curated record.
AUGUCUCCCCUUACUCUUCUAGCUUCUAGUGUCGAGAGAGCUCUCAAGGGUCGUUACCACACCACCAGAGCCCUCAAGGGUCGUUACCACACCACCAGAGCCCUCAGGGGUCGUUACCACACCAGAGCCCUCAAGGGUCGUUACCACACCACCAGAGCCCUCAGGGGUCGUUACCACACCAGAGCCCUCAAGGGUCGUUACCACACCACCAGAGCCCUCAGGGGUCGUUACCACACCACCAGAGCCCUCAAGGGUCGUUACCACACCACCAGAGCCCUCAGGGGUCGUUACCACACCACCAGAGCCCUCAAGGGUCGUUACCACACCACCAGAGCCCUCAGGGGUCGUUACCACACCACCAGAGCCCUCAAGGGUCGUUACCACACCACCAGAGCCCUCAGGGGUCGUUACCACACCACCAGAGCCCUCAAGGGUCGUUACCACACCACCAGAGCCCUCAGGGGUCGUUACCACACCACCAGAGCCCUCAAGGGUCGUUACCACACCACCAGAGCCCUCAGGGGUCGUUACCACACCACCAGAGCUCUCAAGGGUCGUUACCACACCACCAGAGCUCUCAAGAGUCGUUACCACACCACCAGAGCUCUCAAGAGUCGUUACCACACCACCAGAGCUCUCAAGGGUCGUUAUCACACCACCAGAGCCCUCAGGGGUCGUUACCACACCACCAGAGCCCUCAAGAGUCGUUACCACACCACCAGAGCCCUCAAGAGUCGUUACCACACCACCAGAGCUCUCAAGAGUCGUUACCACACCACCAGAGCUCUCAAGAGUCGUUACCACACCACCAGAGCUCUCAAGGGUCGUUACCACAUCGCCAGAGCUCUCAAGGGUCGUUACCCACACCACCAGAGCUCUCAAGGGUCGUUACCACACCACCAGAGCUCUCAAGAGUCGUUACCACACCACCAGAGCCGGAUGUGUGACGUAAGGCUGUCCUCCAAGCGGAUCCUUCACUAA